AUGAAUAAACCCUUCGAUCCAGACUAUGGAGUAAGCUCUAAAAAGAAAGAGAAACCUCCAAUGUUACCGCAAUUUAUGGAACUUGGCCUUUCAAUGGGACGUCGGUACGUUAUUAAAACGAUCGCAAGUAUCCCGGAAGAAGCCCUCAAGGAGAUGCGAAAGCACGCGUUCUCUCCUAAAAGGGACAAGAUCCAAAAGUUUCUUAUCGAUAACAACUAUGUUAUUACGAUGACAGAUAAGAAUCUUGGCCUCGCGGUGUCUGAACGCGACUGGAUAUUAAGGAACGAGCUCAAUCUUCUUGAAGAUGAACGCAACUACGAAGAGUUAGAAUUCGAAGUUGCUCAAGAAGUUAUGAAGAGCAAAAUGAUUCAGAUGCAAACUCUUGCACGUACCGUCGAAGAUGAACAUCUGUUUCUAUUUGAACUUGGGUUGUCUCGAUUUUUUCUAUCGAAUGUACCGGAAGAUGGAUCAUCGUUCAAGUAUCCUCAAUUUCAUGGUAUACCUAAAAUCCACAAGAAACCUACUGGAUUUAGGCCCAUAAUUCCGUGUCACUCUGUAGUAUUUAAUCCUGCAGCCAAGUUUGUAUCAAAAGAGCUUAAGCCGAUUAUUAAAUCGACUCCUUCAAUCAUUCACGGAACGAAGGAUCUCUUUACGAGAUUAAGCCAAUUGCGUAUAGACUCCAAAAGACAAUGGUAUUUUGUCACUGGAGAUGUAGUUGCUUUCUAUCCCAAUAUUCCGUUGGACUUGUGCAUCGAAAUCGUUUGUAGUAUGUACGAGGAAUGGUUACUCAACACUUCGGAAGAAAACACUACAUUAGCCCACAUUAAGCCAAAUUCGUUAGAGAAUAACUUGGUUAAAUUGGGCAUCUUUAAACGUGCUAUCGAGAUUGGCAAUACGCAAUUGAUAACACAACAUGGGUCUAGAUAUUUUAGACAAAAAAAUGGCCUCGCAAUGGGCGUCGCGGAUUCUCCGGACCUUGCUAACCUCUUUGGAGCCCAUUUUGAAAUAAAGUCAAAAAUCUUAGACCACCCAAACGUGGCCUUCUAUGGAAGGUACAUCGACGAUUGUUUCGCAAUUGUUUACGCCGAGUCCAAAGCACUUGCACUUAAUCUUAUUAAAGAAACAAUAAAGUUCGAUGGUUGUGUUAUCGAAUGGGCUGUUUCCUCGUCGGGAUGUCAAUUUCUCGAUGCUUUCAUAUUCAAGGAGUCUGGAAAACUUCAUUGGAAGCCAUUUGUCAAGACAGGAAACAACCGAGAACGAGUUCCAUGGGUAUCACAUCAUCCUUUGGACGUCAAACGUGGCGUCUACAUUGGAGAGUUAUCCAGGCUAGCCGUGCUAUGUAGUACCAAGGAAAUCUACAUCGGAGCAAUUAGAGACCUUAACGCUCUCUAUUUGAUGCGCGGUUAUCCCGAAAACCUAGUCAUGUCUUGGUGUAAGAAGAAUAUACAAGAACGUUGGGAAAAGCGAUUUGCUUUACGAGUCGCAGAGCACGACGAAUCCAUUCUUGUAUGGAAUUGGUUUUCAGCUGCUGAACUUGGAAAAACUGUUACCGAGUACUGGUCGGCAUGGUAUGAACAUGCCGAGAAAGGUCUGUAUAGUGCAGACUCGUCCAGACCCCUUAUCAAACCAGAUCCAAAUUACGUUCACGACCUCGAUGAUGUUCGCCCGGAGCUGUUCACACAGAUCCUCGUGGACGGAGAAACUGAGUUCGUACCGGAUUUGAGGAAGAUAGGACUACUCGGAAGUCGUUGGAUAGUAUCGCGAAAGCGCAAUACUAAUCUUUUCGACCUUGCAAAUGUGUGGAAGAAAACAGUUUUUCGUAAACUGGAUGAAGACAUUGCCGAAAAAGGUGGUGUUGUUCCCGAAACUCAAAACGUUAAUGAAACUUAUCAUUCUGCUUUAGUUGAAGCUGCUGAACAGAUAAGUAUCGAAAGUGAUAACGAGAUAAUACUUCAUAGACGUUCAAUCUCACAAGAGAGGGAACAUCCAGAAUUCGGCAGAAUAUCCAAAUCUUACAACCGAUGA
Molecule: messenger RNA, 2025 nt
Organism: Psilocybe cubensis
Lineage: Eukaryota; Fungi; Basidiomycota; Agaricomycetes; Agaricales; Agrocybaceae
Exons: 2
Coding region: 1-2025 (674 amino acids)
Source: RefSeq, a predicted model, not a curated record